GUGUAACUACCAUUUCUACGCGAACUGAGACUCUUCCCGAAAGACGAUGGUGAACGAUCUAGAUCAUAUCUUGGCAGUCUCUUCGUGGAUAGUAUAUUUUUAUUAAAGCGAAUAUAUAUAUAUAUAAACGUCUGUGCAAAAUUAAUUUUCAGUCUGUUUGUAUCCUUCUUCUGUAGCAGAUCGUGCAAUUCGGUUCGAAUCCGAAAGAGGCGUACAAUACAAGCGAACUUGAGGAAAUUAUUUCAGUAUCAAUAUUGAUCGAUCGUUGAUCAACCAUGUCACAAAAAAGCUUGGGGGAAUCGACGCCAACGGGGAAAAGCACGGCGACAUACAAAAUUCUUCAGAAUGACAAAGUGGGAAGGUACAUGGUCGCCAGCAAAGAGUUGGAAGCAGGGGAAGAAAUUGUCACAGAAAUGCCUUUUGUAGUUGGACCAAAGGCAUUCACAUACCCUUUGUGUCUUUCCUGUUAUGCAACAUGGCCUCCAUCGUUAAGCGCUAAACCUCUUUGUUCAAAAUGCGGUUGGCCUGUAUGUUCAGAAGAAUGCGAAAACCAACCGCAACACAAGGACUAUGAAUGUCAGGUAUUCGUACAAGCCAAGGAGAAGUUUAACGUGCAGGCUGCUCUGGAAGAAGCAAACGAAAAUGGAGUGCCGCAAUUGGAAUGUAUAACUCCGUUAAGAUUGCUUCUAGAAUCGGAGAGAAAUCCUGAAAGGUGGAACAAUGAGAUAAAGGAUAUGGAGGCUCACAAUAAAAUAAGAAGUCAAAAGAAACAUUGGCAAUCAAAUCAGAUUAAUAUAGUGGACUAUAUAAGAAAACAACUGAAAUUAGACAGAUUCUCGGAAGAACAAAUUCAUACAGCAUGUGGAAUUCUAGAAAUCAAUACUUUCGAGAUUCGAACAGCGAAAGGGUGUAGCGCGAGAGCAUUGUAUCCAACAGUGGCUCUAAUGAAUCAUUCGUGUAUCUCUAAUACAUGCCACAGCAUUUCACCAACUGAUUAUAGAGUACGAUUACGUACCACCCUCAAAAUUCCUGCCGGUGGAGAACUUUACGGAAGUUACACACAUUCGUUACUUCCUACGCUAUUGAGAAGAGAACAUCUUCUCGAAGGAAAAUAUUUCGCCUGUGCCUGUCCAAGAUGUUCAGAUCCCACUGAACUUGGAACGCAUGUGUCUUCGUUGAAGUGCAACAAGUGCGAUAACGGAAUUGUGUUAUCUUUAGAUUCUCUGGAUCCAGAAAGUUCAUGGAAAUGUACGCAUUGUGAAUUCACGACAUCGGGAUCAGCCGUUCGAAAAGUGUUGCAUAUCAUACAAGCAGAAGUGGAUGCAGUAGAGACCAUUAGCGGUGCUGAUGGAGCUGAUGCCAUUCAGGAAAGGGAAACAGUGGUGAAAAAAUAUCGUUCUGUUUUACAUCCUCGACAUGGUUUCCUUACGAUGCUCAGACAUUCGUUGACACAAAUGUAUGGCCGCGUGGACGAGUACCUCCUAGAUGAUUUGCCUGACGUCGUAUUAGAACAUAAAAUCGAUAUUUGCAGGCUGUUACUUCAGGUCUUGGACGUCAUAGAACCUGGCUAUUCUCGUAUAAGAGGAAUGACACUUUAUGAGCUCCAUGCGCCUUUACUUUUUAUCGCUAAAACGCAAUGGAACGCUGGAGUGAUCGACGAAGCUGCCCUAAAAUCAAAAAUGAUAGAGGCUGCCAACAUUUUGAAAGAAGCGGCAUUAAUUUUAUGCUUAGAACCACCGGACACACCGGAAGGUCAAAUAGGUAUCGUUGCUAAAGAAUCUCUGGCUCAACUCGAAGAAUCAAUCAAAAGUUUAUAAAUAUUUAUUGUAAAUAUAUGAAGCUUUGUACGAACGUAUUUCUUUGUUAAUAAAGUUACGCAAGACCGUACGUACGUACGUAAUAAA
Messenger RNA from Bombus impatiens (common eastern bumble bee), 1904 nucleotides. Its product is annotated as SET domain-containing protein SmydA-8-like. Gene Ontology annotation, molecular function: protein binding. The transcript is spliced from 9 exons. The coding region runs from base 276 to 1817 and encodes 513 amino acids. NCBI's taxonomy places the organism in Eukaryota, Metazoa, Arthropoda, Insecta, Hymenoptera, Apidae. The record is from RefSeq and is a predicted model, not a curated record.